This is a messenger RNA of Jaculus jaculus (lesser Egyptian jerboa), 2682 nucleotides long. RefSeq names its product vomeronasal type-2 receptor 116-like. Gene Ontology annotation, cellular component: membrane. The record is from RefSeq and is a predicted model, not a curated record. Gene Ontology annotation, biological process: G protein-coupled receptor signaling pathway. The transcript has 9 exons. The coding region runs from base 1 to 2682 and encodes 893 amino acids. Lineage: Eukaryota; Metazoa; Chordata; Mammalia; Rodentia; Dipodidae. Gene Ontology annotation, molecular function: G protein-coupled receptor activity.
AUGCAGCUGCUGACCAAAGUGCUGACAGGAAUUGACCAUCAGGUGAAGCUAUCCUGGGUUGACUUAGAUCCCUUCAGCUAUGUGUUCAGGUUACAAGGUCACACUCUUCCUUUUGUUUAUGCUUCAGCACAUCUGCUGCACAGGUAUUUUCUCCCAGAUCAGCUGGAGCCGAGCUUGGCGGCUUUCUUUGUGCCGCUGCCGUCGCCGCCGCAGUUGGCCAAGCUGCCGGAACUGCUUUUGCCAGCCGAAAACUGGACUAUUCAGUGGCCAAUGGCCAAGAAUAAAGCUAACUUGAAAGAAUUUGCCCUUGGUUCACAUACAAGCUAUCACAGAUUGCCAAUCAGAAGGUUCCACCAUGUGCUGGCAUUGAUUUUUGCCUUGGAAGAUGUUAACCAUAACUCCCAGCUACUACACAAUGCAUCAUUGAAAUUGCAUUCCAUUUCUAAGAUUUGUCAGAGUUCUUCAUUUUAUGCUGGUGAAGAUAAACUUCCACAUGAAGUGAGGGAUUCUCCCAACUAUAUGUGUGAGCAGAAAGCAUGUCAGAUAGCACUUACAGGACCCUCAUGGGCAGGAUCUGCCAGCCUAGGGCCACUCAUGCAGCUCUAUGUAAGGCCACAGAUUUCCUAUGGACCGUUUCAUAUUAUACUUAGUGACCGGGAGAAGUUUCCUUAUUUGUAUCAGGUGGCCCCCAAGGAUGCAAACCUGCCACUUGCCAUGGUAUCCUUGAUGUAUCAUUUCAGAUGGGCAUGGGUAGAACUGGUUAUAUCAGAUGAUGACCAAGGUUUUGAAUUUCUAUACAACAUGAGAACAGAAAUGAAAAGAUAUGGUAUCUGCUUAGCCAAUGUAAAUAUGAUCCCAGCAAACAUAAAUAUAUACUUGAUAAUGAUUAAAUUGUUGAUUAAUACAAUCUUCACAUCCUCAGCAAAUGCUGUUGUCAUUUAUGGUAACAUUCAUGUUAUUCUGGAAGUGGGAUUUUUAAGAUGGGAAUGUUUAGACCCGCGGAGAAUCUGGAUUACCACCUCACAGUGGGAUCUCAUGCCAUGUGAGGUAGAGCUGAUCCCUGACUCAUUCCGUUGGUCUUUUAUGUUCUUACACCACCAUGGUGAGAUUUUUAGUAUAAAAACUUUUAUCCAAACAAUGAAAUUCUCCAAACAUACAGAAAACUUUAAUUCUGUAAAAUCAAAGUGGAUGAGUUUUAAUUGUUCUCUCUCCAAAUCAUACUAUGAAACACUGAACAACUAUUCUUCCAACCCUUCACUGGAGUGGUUUUCAAGGCACAGAUUUGACAUGGCCAUGGAUGAAGAGUGUUACAACAUCUACAAUGCUGUGUAUGCUGUGGCCCAUGCCUUCCAUGAAAUGAUUAUUCAACAAGUAGAUUCUCAGAGGAUAGGAAAUGAGUUUAUGAAAAGUGUUUCAUGCACUAAGGUACAUGCUUUUCUGAAGAACAUGCACUUUACUAGCCCUAUUGGAGAUGUAGUGAAUAUGAACCAGAAAGGACAAGAAAAUGAUAAGUAUGAUGUCUUCAACGUUUGGAAUUUCCCCCAUGGUAUUGAUCUGAAGAUGAAAAUAGGACAGUUUUCCCCACAUUUUCAACAUGGUGAGCAGUUGUAUUUAUUUGAAGACAUGGCACAGUGGGCCACAGGAAGGAGACAGAUCCUGCUUUCAGUGUGCAGUGUGCCGUGCCGUCCUGGGUUCAGGAAAUCCCAUCAGGAGGGACAAGCAGCCUGCUGUUUCAAUUGCUAUCGGUGCCCAAAAAAUGAGAUUUCCAAUGAGACAGACAUGGAGCAGUGUGUGAAGUGUCCAGAUGAUCAGUAUGCCAAUGUAGAGCAAACCCAUUGCCUGCAGAAAUCUGUGACCUAUCUGGCUUAUGCAGACCCCUUGGGGAUCACUCUAUCCUGCUUGGCCCUGGCCUUCUCAGCACUCACAUGUCUUGUCCUUGGGGUGUUUUGGAAGCACCAAGACACUCCCAUUGUGAAGGCCAAUAACCGCACCCUCAGCUACAUCCUGCUCAUCUCCCUCAAAUGCUGUUUCUUCUGCUCCUUGCUCUUCAUUGGACGUCCCAACACUGCCACCUGCAUUCUGCAGCAGAUCACAUUUGGAGUUCUCUUCACUGUGGCUGUUUCCACUGUAUUGGCCAAAACAGUUACUGUGGUCCUGGCCUUUAAGGUCACUGCUCCAGGAAGAAGGAUGAGGGGACUGCUGUUAUCAGGGGUACCUAACUUGAUCAUUCCCACCUGCACCCUGAUCCAGCUUAUUUUCUGUGCAGUGUGGCUGGGGACCUCUCCUCCCUUUAUUGACACAGAUGCACACUCUGAACAUGGACACAUCACUAUCGUCUGCAACAAGGGCUCAGUCACUGCCUUCUACUGUGUCCUGGGAUUCCUGGGGUCUCUGGCCAUAGUGAGCUUCACUGUGGCUUUCUUGGCCAGGAACCUGCCUGACACCUUCAAUGAAGCCAAGUUCCUGACCUUCAGCAUGCUGGUGUUCUGCAGUGUGUGGCUUACCUUCCUCCCUGUCUACCAAAGCAGCCAUGGAAAAUUCAUGGUGGCUGUGGAAGUCUUUUCAAUCCUGGCCUCCAGUGCUGGGCUAUUGGGCUGCAUUUUUGUCCCUAAGUGCUACAUUAUUUUACUAAGACCAGACAGAAUUGCUCUUCACAAGAUCAGGGAUAAAACCAAUUCUUGA